Messenger RNA from Ostrinia nubilalis (European corn borer), 2089 nucleotides. Its product is annotated as E3 ubiquitin-protein ligase RBBP6-like. Gene Ontology annotation, cellular component: nucleus. Bases 323 to 2089 code for a protein of 588 amino acids. Gene Ontology annotation, biological process: ubiquitin-dependent protein catabolic process; protein ubiquitination. The record is from RefSeq and is a predicted model, not a curated record. Gene Ontology annotation, molecular function: zinc ion binding; nucleic acid binding; ubiquitin protein ligase activity. NCBI's taxonomy places the organism in Eukaryota, Metazoa, Arthropoda, Insecta, Lepidoptera, Crambidae. The transcript has 13 exons.
GGAAGAUGGCGGUCUGCGUUAUUUUACUUGCGUUGUGGCAGACUUUAUCGUGUUAGUUUUCAUUGACGCUGCUAUUCGUGUAGACCUGCCACCGUGGUAUUUCUAGACUAAUUUUUAGAUAGCUAAAGUGAAUUAUUGUGUACUAGUGUAUUGUGCGUGGUUGUUCUUUUCAUAACCUUUAAUUAACGAAGUCAGUUCGUCUGGUGCCAUUUCUUUUACCGAAAUUAAUGCUAUUUCGGAUGUGGUAUUAAAUAACUUUAGAUCAAUUUCGGCUAAGUGUCAUGCUAAAUGAUACGAGAUAUUCACAUACCUACUCUCGGAAAUGUCUGUGCAUUAUAAGUUCAAAAGUGCAUUGGAUUAUGAUACAGUUACUUUUGACGGACUUCAUAUAUCUGUAGGAGACCUAAAAGCUGCUAUAUCACAACAGAAAAGAAUCGGAAAAACUUCCGAUUUUGACUUGCAGAUUACUAACGCGCAAACGAAAGAAGUUUAUGUGGAUGAUAAUACUUUGAUCCCGAAAAAUACAUCUCUGCUCGUUGCGAGGGUUCCUCUUUCACAACAACCUAAAAAGCAGUGGGAAGGAUCCAACAGUAAUACAUCUACUCAACACAAAGAUGCUGCCCUUAACAAGGGAUUGGCUGAUCUGUCUCGCAUGGAAGGUAGCGAACAGGAUAAAAUAAAUGCUAUGAUAACACAAUCUACUUUUGACUAUGAUCCUAGCAACUACCAAAAAAUUAGAGGACAAAAUCAGAGAGGUGUUGUGCCAAAUAACUAUAUUUGUUACAAGUGUCAAAAGCGUGGACAUUGGAUCAAAGACUGUCCUAUUGCUAAUUCAGCUGACCCUGUAGAAGUAAGACGAAGCACAGGAAUACCUCGGAGUUUUAUGGUGCCAGUUGAAGGCCCAAAGGCACCAGGCGCUAUGAUGACCCCAAGUGGAACUUACGCUGUGCCGGCUGUUGAUCGUGAAGCGUACUUGGCUUCAGAAAACGCUGGUGGAGCAGAUACCCCUACUAAUGCUCCCGCAGCACCGGAGCCCAAUAUACCCGAUGAGUUGAUCUGCAGUUUGUGCAGAGAUCUCCUAACUGAUGCUGUUAUGAUACCGUGCUGUGGAAACUCUUUUUGUGAUGAAUGUAUAAGGGGCGCAUUGUUGGAGUCGGAAGAUCACGAAUGUCCUGAUUGUCGUGAAAAGGAGAUAGCCCCAACUACACUCAUUCCAAAUAGGUUUCUUAGAAAUUCGGUGUCAUCCUUCCGCAAUCAAACUGGUUAUAGCCGGAGGACUCCGCACCGUCCGUCAGCUCCACCGAUGCAGGCGCAUCCUCCGAUGAUGGAACCACCUGCUGCUCCCAUGCAGCAGCCACCAAACGGAGGUCAGCCUGCUAUGCCAAAUAAUGGACCGCCACAACAUAACGUGAAGCCACCGGGUCUGGAAGCUCCUCCUAUGAUACCUUUGAAUCAGAUGCCGAGAAUAGAUGAACAAAGAGCUAGCACACCGACCAUUGAUGAGAGGAGAGACAUAGGGUCGGCACAGGUUGUCUACAAUCGUGGGCCUCCUCAAUUUAUUCCCGGUGCUCCACCCCAAUCACGGCGUUAUAAUAAUCCGCCGUACGACAGACAUGGCCCACCACGCGGCCCCUCCAUGCCUUUCAACGAUCGCUAUCCGCCGCCCGAACCCUACCAGCCUCCUCCGCCCGGAAUCAAAGAUUCGCCUUCAAACGGGCACGGCGAGGACCCGCUCGAGGCGUUCAACCGGAUGAUUCGCGAGAAGGAGAUGCGAGCGAAGCGGCGCGAGGAGGAGCGGCGCCGGGCGCAGUCGGGCUCGCGCUCGCGUUCGCGCUCGCCGCGCUCCGUGCGCUCGCGUCCGUCCCGCUCGCCGCGCUCGCCGCGCUCGCCGCGCUCGCCGCCGCGCUCGCCGCCGCCGCCGCGCGCCCGCCCGCGCAGCCGCGGCUCCAGUCGACUCCGAUACUCUAGGUUCGUUACGACAAGCCACGCUCGCUACGCAUGCUCGUUACUCUUAACGCUUUCGCACGACUCGCUUGAUGCAUCGUCACAUUACCAUGACACUCGAUGUAACAAACCGCUGUCGGACUAG